AUGGCAAAGUUGGAAAAAGCUGCAAAUGAUCUUGAUUUUUAUAAAAAUCGAGAUGAUACUCAUCCACAAAAUUUAAAUUAUGAACCUCCCGUCGAAGAUUUCUACGGACCAGUGGCAACAGAAUUGAGAUAUUGCACAGACGUAAUUUGUAUUAUUGUUUGGAUUAUAUUUUUGGGGUUUUCGUUUGCUUAUGGUUUUUAUGGUAAAAAAUUUUGCAAAACGAUUUAUAGCAUACUAAGAAUUUAAAUUAGAAAGGCUCUUUCGGAGUUCCGAUUUUAGAACUGACUUAUGUGGGAUUAAAUAAUUAGAGAAUAAACCUUAUGCUUAUUUUCUUGAUCCUGAUAAUUUAUUCGAUAUUGCGAUUUGCGUAGAGAAAUGUCCAAAUACUUUAGACUACGUAAUAUUUAAUUUUAAAGUAGACUGAAAAAAUUUGUUUAUACGAUAUUGAUGGGUAAACAAUAUUGGAAGAUUAUUGUUACGAUACUUACUAUACUGAUCCAUAUUUAGUUUAUUGUAUGCCCAUGGAAUUAGGAUAAAGAAGAAAUGCAAUAGAAAAAAUAAUAAACACUGAUAUUGAAAUAUUUAAAAGAAUAGCAGGCGAUUUUUGGAUAGUAUAAAUUUAUAAAAAAUUAGAAUAUUGAAUUAAUAAUUGGAGCAUUUGCUGUUUAGAUAGUAGUAGGAGUAAUCUUUGUUAUAAUUCUAUUGGGAAAAAGUAUAUUAUAGAAAAUAUCAUAGGAAUUGCUCAUAUGAUGGUGUGGGCAUUUGUAACUGGAUUUUGUGUUACAAUGGUAUUUUUGUCUAAAUAUUUGGAUGAAGAGAAAGGAAACACAAUUUAAAGAGACUGUCCAAUUGAUAUAUAAGAUCCCUAUUAAUGUGUAGCAGCACACCUAUAUUUAUUAGAAAUUACGAAGCAGACUUUGUUAUAUUUAAUUCCUGUUUAUGUAUUCUUUUUAAUAUUCUGUUUUCAUCAAAUUUUAAGAAUGAUUUAACUAAUGGAAUCAAUGCUUAAACCAUUAAAGUAAAUGCUUCAUGUAUUAUUAAUUCCCUUUUUUAUAUCAUUGUUAUAAACUGCCUUAGCAAUCCUAUUUAUUUUAGUAUUAAUUGGAGGUGUAAAUUCUGGAAGAACUGAAACAGUUCCAGCUCCGAAUGGAUUUUCGAGUACAGAUUAUAGAAAGGUUUAAUUUUAGAUAUGGUAAGAGAGAGGGUUUUAUGUUGUGUUAUUCUUUAUGCUUUGGACACUUUAAACUUUGUAUUAUUAUGUUCGCUGUUUUAUUGCUUGCAGUUGUUCAGUCUGGUAUUUCACUAGAGAUAAGAAUUACUUGAAUGCUCCUAUGUUAAGACCUCUUUGGUACACUAUUAGAUACCAUUUGGGAAGUUUCUUGAUGGGAGCUUUGCUGGUUCCUAUUUUAUGGAUUCCAAGCUCUCUAUUUUAUUAUUGGAAAAAUAUCUUAUUGUCCAUGCCAAGAAAAAGCUUUUUAUUGCACAUAUUAUUAUUUUUUUCAAUCCCAGGCUUUUGGUUUUAUGAGUAUUUAGGAAAAUACAUAAGUCAUAGAAACUUUAUGCAUAUCGCUACAUUCGGAGAAAGUUUUUGGAUGGCAGGCUAAAAGGUAUUUUAUUUGAGAGAAAGAAACUCAUCCAGAGUUGAAAUGAUGAGAAAGUCCCUUGGGUUUGUGAGACUUAUAGGAAUGUUAUUUAUUUCAUCAGUAGGGACAUAUUUAGUUUAUUAUUCUUUAUACUCAGAUUAAAUUGUUGAUAGAUAUGUAAUAGAUGUUAAAUAGGCUGUUCAUUUUCCCAUAGUACCAGCAAUAUAUGUUUUUUUGGUAGGAUUAUAUAUUUCACAAAACUUUUCAUCUAUUAUUGAUAUUAUUGCUGAGGUGACGAUUUUUGAUUUGGUAGCAGAAGAAGAAAUGUUUAUGGGUUAAUAAAGAUUUGGUGAUUAAGAUAUGCUUGAUAUUGUUAAUAAAUAUAGUAAAGAAAAGUAGAAAUCGGAUUUUGUUGUUACUAAUUAAGGAAAGAUAAAUCCAAUGAAUGAAGGGGCCAAUGCAAACGAACCUUUGAGUAAAUUCGAUUUGGGAAAUUUAAUGGAAUAAGAUGAAGAAGAGCCUGAGGAACCAGAAAUUCCAGAACCCCCAAUAGAGGAACCAAAAGAAUCUGUUAAAAGUGAUCAUGAUGAUGAAGAUGAAUUUGGAAAAGGAAAUGCAUUAGAUUUGGAUGAAUUAGGAGAUAUGAAUAAUAAAAAUAAUGAUGAGCAAUUUGAUGAUGAAGUAUUAUUUAUUUUAAAAUAUAUAUAGCUUGCUGAAUUUAACAGAUAAAGAGUUUAAGAUGCUAACAACAAAAAAAAAUUAGAAGAAGAUGUUAUCAAUUUAGAUAAAAAUAAAUAAUAAGCAGAUGGAGCAAAAAAGACAGAUAGAAAAAGAUUUUGA
Paramecium sonneborni is the source of this 2423-nucleotide messenger RNA. The record is from the annotation of a GenBank genome assembly. Lineage: Eukaryota; Ciliophora; Oligohymenophorea; Peniculida; Parameciidae.